Molecule: messenger RNA, 3363 nt
Organism: Styela clava
Lineage: Eukaryota; Metazoa; Chordata; Ascidiacea; Stolidobranchia; Styelidae
Biological process (GO): receptor-mediated endocytosis
Cellular component (GO): signaling receptor complex; apical plasma membrane; plasma membrane
Molecular function (GO): hormone binding; protein binding
Source: RefSeq, a predicted model, not a curated record
AUGAUGAAUUUACAUGCCGUGGAGUCAAUAGAUGUAUACCAAGAAUGUUACUGGGAACAAAGAAUGGUUGUCUUGUGGGGAAAAAAGGAGUCAUCACUCUUCCAUGCAGGCCCGAUGAAUUUACAUGCCGAUACAGCAGGCUAUGCCUGCCAAGGUGGGCAGUGAUGGACGGUAACGUAAAUUGCAAAACUACCGAAGUUGAUGACGACAGUGACGAAAUGGCAUCUCUCAAUUCCUGCAGUGAAAGUGAAUUCAACUGUACCAACGGAAGAUGCAUUCCCAGAGAAUGGGUUUUUGAUAAAAAUGACGAUUGCAAAAAUGGUGAAGAUGAAAUUGAACCUUUCAGAUAUUGUAACAAUGCUGAAGAAUUCCGAUGUGACAACGGACAAUGUGUAAAAAGAUAUCGAGUGAAUGACGGCCAUCCAGAUUGCGAAAAUGGUGCUGAUGAAAGAAAACAGUUAGCAAAAUGCAUAACUACAACAGAGUUCCGUUGCAAUGACAGCGGGAGAUGUAUUCCGCGCAAUUGGGUUGGGGAUGGAGUCAAAAAUUGUAAAGAUAGCAGCGAUGAAGUGAUAUUUUGGAAUCAAACUUGCUCAACAAAAGAAUUCGCUUGUUACAACGGGCGUCGAUGCAUUUUGUCUAAAUAUUUAUGUGAUGGGAUGGAUCAUUGUGGAGAUUGUAGCGAUGAAAUAGAAGGAUGCAAAGAAGCGCGUAUGGUGAGGUGUCCUCUCGACUCAUCAAUUUGCAUACCGCAGUCCUUCGCCUGCGAUGGAUUUCAAGAUUGUCCAAAAGGAAUCGACAACCCCCAAUACAUGCCUGGUUUUAAGUGUAAAAAGACUGUCUUAGCAACAGAAGAAGAAAUGUGUAAUAUUCCUCAAUGGACAUUACAUGAUAAUCACACUAUGUGCGAAGACAAAUCGGACUUAUGUUUCAAGAAUAAUUCAUUUAACUGCGCUCGUUGUGUAUCUGACAACAAAAUAAUAGCGAAACGUCAAAUGUGUGAUGGCGUCAUUGAUUGUACAGAUUUAUCAGAUGAAUGCCUUUGUAAUUCGAACCGAAAUAACGUCGAUUUGAUGAAGUUGUGCAAUUCAAUUUGUUAUCAUUCUAACAAAUGUGGUGAUCUUAACAACUGCCGAGUCGGAGAGUUGUAUUGUGAUACGAGCAAAAAAUGUUUAAGCCCUUCUAAGGUUUGUGAUGAUGUUGUGGACUGUCCAAUAUCAGCGAUUGACGAGAAACUAUGCAUUCAGCCUGACAAGGAUGUUGUUGCAAUACAGAAAAGGACUGAUUUUGAUUGUUGGAAAGUUGCAGAUAUUGUUUUGGAAAUAGCACAAACUGAAAAUCUUAUGGAACUUUUCAACAAUCUAUAUUCAACGCACGGUAAAAAGUGUGACGGUGUAAUUGAUUGUACUCGCUUCGAAGAUGAAUGCAAUGCAGAAUGUUAUCUGCCAGAAUGCGAUAAAUUCCAGCUGUUAGAAAUAUCGUUCAUGGGAUUCAUUUUUGGAGGAGCAGUAGAAAAAGUCCGGGUAUGUAGUGAUUAUGCGACGGAAUUUGGUUAUGAUUAUACAAAUUUUGUCCUCGGACAAUCAAUAUGCAAUGGAAUCAAAGAUUGUACAGACGGUGCAGAUGAACAGAAUUGCACAGAUUUUUUCAAAUGCAACGCUGGUACAGUAGAAUCACCACUGGGCACAAGACAGCGCAUUGCCGUCAAAAAAGACAAAGUAUGUGAUUUACAAUCAGACUGCCUGGAUCAAUCGGAUGAAAAAGGCUGCAAUGAUUCGACUCAUUUUUAUUGCAAAAGCGGAAGCCCUCUCUUUGUUCCAUUCUCAUCAGUAAUGAACGGCAAACAAGACUGCGAAGACAAUACCGACGAAUGUCCAGACAACUGGAAUGACCUAAACCCGUUAUCUUCGCCAGAAGAAAUGAUUAGACUUUCGUUUCUCCGUUAUUUCAUCUGGUUUAUGUCAUGUAUCGCAAUUCUAGGAAACCUCGCCGUUAUUAUAGAAACUUGUUACUCUCAAUUUGGCCCACUGUCUAGUGAGCAAAGCCCAAUGAGUCGAUGUAACAGAAUACUGAUAAUAAACCUGGCAAUAUCUGAUUUCCUCAUGGGUGUCACCCUGCUUAUAAUUGGAAUUAAGUCAGCUUCAAUGUCCGGAGAAUACUGUUUAAAUGACAAACAAUGGAGGAUCAGUGGUUCUUGUAACGCAAUCGGAGUUAUGACAGUAUUAUCCAGUGAAACAUCCGUUUUUUCUCUGGUUGUCUUGACCAUGUAUCGCUUUUAUGGGAUUCAUCGACCGUUUCAAAGCAGGAAUGUAAAACCAAAAUGGGCUAUUGUUGCAGUGAUUAUAACGUGGAGCUUGUCCUUUAUUCUAGCUACGUUGCCUCUGAUUCCUUCAAUUAAUCAAACUAUGGUACCAGAAGCAUUCACACAGCCAUCAAUGUACUUUGAAAACACUGUCGUAUCAUGGGAUGACUACAGAAUGUUUGCAGAACGAAUUGCUGUUCUUGGACGCCGUGUAAAUAAAAUAUCAACAAAGUUUGAAACUUGGAAGAGUGCACGUAACAUGUUGGAAAGUAUUUACAAGGACUUUGCUCCAAGUGUACUCGGUUACUUCGGCUUCUACAGCGCCGAUGGAGUCUGUAUUCCAAGAUUAUUCAGAAUAAGCGGAGGACCGUCUCUCCACGCGUUGUCUUUGUUUAUAAUAAGUCUGAAUUUUUGUAUCCUGUUGUUUAUCAUCAUUGCUUAUUGUAAAAUAUACCAUAAGUCAACGCAUAGAAAAGUCAAGGGCAGUGCAACAAAGCACGAUAACCGGAGUAGAGUAAUGCAGAGAAAAAUCACAAUACUAAUUGCGACGGAUCUGUGCUGUUGGCUUCCGAUUUGCGUUAUGUCUAUAGCAAGUCAAGUUGGAACAAACUUCUCGGGAGACGCAUAUGCAGUUGCUGCGAUUCUUCUGUUACCAAUCAACAGUUCCCUAAAUCCGAUUAUAUACUCACGGGGAUUUGCCGUUGCCCGAGCAGCUCUUGCUCGAAAAACUGUAGAAGUUCAUGCUUCUAUCAGACGCCGUAUAACGCGAAAGCCUGAUCCGGAAUUCGAGCAAAAUAACAUCACAAUGCAUGAUAGUGGGAAAACAGGCGUGCAAACGCUGUCUUCAACGUCGGUACCCAAUACUUCGACGCCAUCCAACCCAACGUCUCUACAGUUAGAGGACACGAAAAGAACUUAAUAAAUUGUUUAAUUUGCCAAGUUAUCGGAAUUAUUGUUGUAAAUAAUCACUCUUCUCCGACUGGGCCAGUAUAGAACUGCAUUUUAUCCUAAGUAAUGUCACAUAUAUGUGUAUGUUCAAAAUACAAAAUGUGGGUAUAAUA